UGUAAAUUUAACUAAAGCCCAAUAAUAUGGUCUUUCUCUGUAAAGUGUAAACCACCGCGCCCUCCCUCUCCAUCCCGUCCUCUGUGCGAAUUAGCUCCCGUCGUGGCCGCCAACAGCAUCUCUCUCAUUCUUCGUCGGCAUCACCUCUUUCUAAGGAAAAGGAAUAUUAAAGCGGUGGAGUGAAGAAUGCAAGCAGGUGAAGGUGCCCUAUCUGUGAUGGGCCCACGCCCAAUGGAUUUAUCAAGCAUUACUCCAUAUAGUGGGAGUGGGAGUAAACAAAGAACAUCAAGUUUAUUGUCACCAAUCAUGCUGCUGACAGGUCACCAGAGUGGCAUAUACACCAUGAAGUUUAAUCCAUCAGGAACAGUGGUGGCUUCCGGGUCCCACGACAGAGAAAUCUUUCUAUGGCACGUAAGUGGGGAAUGCAAAAACUUCAUGGUUCUAAAAGGUCACAAAAACGCCAUCUUGGAUCUUCAGUGGACCACAGACGGGUCCCAGAUAAUCUCCGCGAGUCCAGACAAAACCUUACGCGCAUGGGAUGUGGAAACCGGGAAGCAGAUCAAGAAAAUGGCGGAACACUCCUCCUUCGUGAACUCAUGCUGUCCCUCGCGCAGAGGACCUCCGCUGGUUGUGAGCGGCUCAGACGACGGCACCGCCAAGCUGUGGGACCUCCGCCAAAGGGGCGCCAUCCAGACAUUCCCAGAUAAAUACCAGAUCACAGCGGUUGGUUUUUCUGAUGCCUCAGACAAGAUCUACACGGGUGGAAUCGACAACGACGUGAAAAUAUGGGAUUUGAGGAGAAAUGAGGUGACAAUGACGCUUGAAGGUCACCAGAACAUGAUAACGGGUAUGCAGCUAAGCCCUGAUGGGUCUUAUCUUUUGACCAAUGGGAUGGAUUCUACGCUUAGGAUUUGGGACAUGCGCCCUUAUGCCCCACAGAAUAGGUGUGUGAAGAUAAUGGAGGGACACCAGCAUAAUGUGGAGCAGAAUCUUCUGAAAUGUGGGUGGUCCCCUGAUGGGAGUAAGGUUACGGCUGGAAGCUCUGAUCGGAUGGUGUAUAUUUGGGAUACGACUUCACGGCGGAUACUUUAUAAGCUUCCUGGCCACACUGGAUCGGUUAACGAAUGUGUGUUCCACCCAACUGAACCCAUCAUUGGAUCUUGCAGCAGUGAUAAACAGAUAUAUCUUGGGGAGAUCUGAAUUUUCUUUUCUUCACUUCAAUGGGACCAUUUUGUUUGUGUUUGUCAAUGUGAAUUCUCUCCAUGACUUUAUGUUUCUCUGAGUACUGUUUUGUGUACUGUUUCACUUACUUACUCUUUGUAGUUUGGGAAUUGAUGGAAAUCUGUCUGGAUUACAUGUAAUUUCUUGUUUUCUUGGA
Messenger RNA from Lactuca sativa (garden lettuce), 1378 nucleotides. RefSeq names its product Transducin/WD40 repeat-like superfamily protein. NCBI's taxonomy places the organism in Eukaryota, Viridiplantae, Streptophyta, Magnoliopsida, Asterales, Asteraceae. Gene Ontology annotation, cellular component: catalytic step 2 spliceosome. Gene Ontology annotation, molecular function: RNA binding; protein binding. The record is from RefSeq and is a predicted model, not a curated record.